AUCUCCCGGCUGGCGCUGGUCGAAGCCAGAUCCCCGUAGUCCUCGGAGACGUCAGGCUGCAGCACUUGCUCCGCUCGGCAUCCUCAGCCCGCGCUCGCGCCUCCCGUUGGAGCACCGCCCCCCAACCGGGCGAAGAGUCGCUGGGGGUCUAGCCGGGACUGCCCAGUCCUCCUCCUCCUCUCACCUUCCUUCGCCUUUCCGCCGUCCAGUCUCCUCUCGAGUAAGGGGCAGCGGAUGAAGUGAGACGAUGGUCAUCCGAGUGUUCAUCGCCUCCUCCUCCGGCUUUGUGGCGAUAAAGAAAAAACAGCAAGAUGUAGUUCGUUUUCUGGAAGCCAACAAGAUAGAAUUUGAGGAGGUAGACAUCACAAUGUCGGAGGAGCAAAGACAGUGGAUGUACAAGAACAUUCCUCCAGAAAAAAAACCAGCUCAGGGCAAUCCAACGCCACCACAGAUAUUCAAUGGAGAUCGAUACUGUGGUGAUUAUGACAGCUUUUUUGAGUCAAAGGAAAGCAACACAGUCUUGUCAUUCUUAGGCCUGAAAGCAAGAUUGCCAUCAAAGGCAGAGCCCUAAGAGUGGAAAGAAAAUGAAGAAGGCCGAAGCACAUUUGGAAGAGCAAGCGUGGUGUUCAGCAACAGCCGCUUACCUAAUGGAUCACUGUGAUAAAAGCCAUGUGCAUCAUCAGCACUUUGCUUGCCACUGAAGAAGUGCUUUCCAAAGAUGUGGGACCACUGGGCAUUGCAAAAAUCUAUAAAACAAAUUGGCCAUAUGGUGGAUUGUUCCUUAUUUUCUGAUUUACCUACCUUUGAUGAGAUGUCUUGAGGGAGUCUUUUACUGGUUACUGAUAGUCUUCCUUCAUAGUUUCAAAGAUAAGUGGGUGGCAGUCACCAGAUGAUAAAUGUAGCAUCCCUAUGAUAUUACAGUGUAUGCCCACGUUAGUUAGACAUGCUUUUCUUUAAGCUAAUGCUGCCCAGAUCAUGUUCUUGAAAUUAGUUUAUUAGGACAUUUGCCUCUCUUGAGCCAGGAAGGGGGGAAAAUGAUGCUUAAAACAAUCAGGGUGAUGAAGAAAAAUGGCUCAUAACUAGGAAUGGUGAUAUUUCUACUAUUUGUAAAUACCAUAUAGAUAUAAUAGCCUGCUUACUGUAAUAGUAGCUCUUGAAACUAUAAAAAAUGAUUCUAAGUUCAUUGUCACAGUGAAACAUACAAAUGAUUUGAAUUGAGGAAAAUCUUGCUGGAGUACUGAAAACUCUAAUGCUAUUUUAGAAAGUAUUAGAGUUUUUUUUUCUCUUCAGAGAACUUUUCCACUUAAAUGCCAUGAGAUGCUUGACACAAAUGUUUUAAAUUGUGAAGGCCAUGCACUAAUUUAAUCAGAACUUUAUAAGAAAGUGUUUAACUUACAUCUGAAAGUUUUGUGACUACAGAGAUGUAUUGCAUAUAUAUGUGUGUGUAUAUAUAUAUUUAUAUAUACACAUGCAGAUCUAUACGUAUAUACCCCCACAUAUAUUUUUAGUAUACCCCUCCCCAGUAGCUACUUGUCUCUUGUAAAGGGAUUAUAUUUUUUUGAAAAGGGAACUCUUGGUUAGAUAUAUUUUGUGUAGCCAUUGAUGAGUCAUAUUAAAUGAUACUAAUACCUCUACAUAAGUGAAUAUUUCUUUCUAUGUAACCUUUCCUCUAACCCUACUUCUCCUGGGCCCUACUCUAACCUUAACCUAUUUUAAAAUUUAAGCAUUUCAACUUAAUGCAGAUAAAUAAAGUUUUCCUACUAAUCCUGACCUCAAGGAUAAGUUUGUAGACUAUGCAUUUACAAGAGAAUUGCUUUAUGGCAUGCAAUAUCCUUUCACUCCCACUUGGAACAGCUGCUCAUAAACUUUAUAAAGUGGUC
Molecule: messenger RNA, 1880 nt
Organism: Vombatus ursinus (common wombat)
Lineage: Eukaryota; Metazoa; Chordata; Mammalia; Diprotodontia; Vombatidae
Gene: SH3BGRL2
Product: SH3 domain binding glutamate rich protein like 2
Exons: 4
Coding region: 248-571 (107 amino acids)
Cellular component (GO): cytoplasm
Source: RefSeq, a predicted model, not a curated record